AUGAGCGGCCCUGAGAUUAUAUCUGCCUCUGCGCCGGUCAGGGGCGUUGGAGAUGGAAAAGGGACAGCGGUUAUCCAGGUUCAAAACGAGGAUGAGCUUCGGUUGGCCCAGAUGGGGCAUAAACAGGAAUUAGAUCGACAUUUCUCUCUGUGGAGUUUGAUCGGGCUGGCGGCGAAUUGUACUAUUUCGUGGACAGGCCUCGGCUUGGGCUUAAUAACUGCAAUUAAUGCAGGUGGUCCUGGCGCCCUUAUAUAUGGCUUCAUCCUCGUUUUUAUCCUGCAGUCCUUCGUCGGCGCUUCACUGGCAGAAUUUGUAUCCGCCUAUCCAACGGAAGGAGGCAUGUAUCAUUGGAUUGCGGCAAUUGCUCCCAAAAAAUAUAACAGUUUGCUCAGCUUUGCCACAGGCUGGUGCACUGUAUUCGGAUGGAUCUUCACAACUGCAUCAACCAAUUUGAUCUAUGCCACAACCGCCAUGGCUCUGAUUGCUUUUUACCAUGAUGGUCUGGUGGUUCAACCAUGGAUGACUUUUGUUGCAUAUCAAAUCCUUAAUAUCCUCACUGCGGGUGUGGUCAUGUUCGGCAAUCGGUUCAUUCCAACAAUCAACAAGUUCUCAUUGGUAUACCUCCAAUUGGCUUGGUUUAUCACCAUGGUUGUCGUCGCCGCCAAGGCACCGCUUCACAAUGACAGCAAGUUCGUGUUUCGUACCUGGAUCAAUGAAACAGGCUGGGACAACAAUGUUAUCUGCUUCAUCACAGGCCUUGUGAAUCCAAUGUACUCACUUGGAGGUCUAGAUGGGAUCUCACACAUCACAGAGGAAAUGCCCAAUCCAGGAAGAAAUGCUCCCUUGGGUCUAGCUAUAACUCUAUCAAUUGCCUUUGUAACCGGCCUGUCAUAUCUUCUGAGCCUCAUGUUUUCAGUUCAGAACUAUGACAGCUUGGCUGACACACAUACUGGACUUCCUCUCGCCGAACUCUUCUGGCAGGCAACCUCUACAAGAGGUGGAGCCUUCGGCCUGGUGUUCAUGGUAUGGAUUGCCCUUGGGCCUUGCGUCAUCGGUUCGCAGUUGAGUACUGGGCGUGUAUUUUGGGCCUUUUCCCGCGAUGAUGGUUUGCCUUUGUCGAAAAUAUGGGCGCGCGUUAAUCCUAAACUGGGCUCUCCGUUCAACGCACAGCUCUGCGUUACUGUAAUUGUCGCCCUCCUUGGCUGCAUAUACUUGGGAUCGACCACGGCGUUCAAUUCAAUGAUGAGCUCCGCUGUGACAAUCAACAACCUGGCUUACCUUGUGCCUAUUCUUACAAAUGUGCUCUUAUUCCGCCGGACCAUGCACCGUGGCCCAUUCUUCAUGGGCCAAACCAUAGGCAUGGCAGUGAACGUCAUCUCUGUGUCUUGGCUGCUUUUCGCAAUUGUCUUUUUCUCGUUCCCGUACCAGAUGCCUGUAACCGUAUCGAACAUGAACUAUACCUGCGUUGUUGUGGGGGGGGUUCCUAAGCAUUGA
Messenger RNA from Penicillium crustosum, 1494 nucleotides. RefSeq lists its product as uncharacterized. The record is from RefSeq and is a predicted model, not a curated record. Gene Ontology annotation, cellular component: membrane. Gene Ontology annotation, molecular function: transmembrane transporter activity. Gene Ontology annotation, biological process: transmembrane transport. The transcript is spliced from 12 exons. Bases 1 to 1494 code for a protein of 497 amino acids. NCBI's taxonomy places the organism in Eukaryota, Fungi, Ascomycota, Eurotiomycetes, Eurotiales, Aspergillaceae.